Messenger RNA from Chelmon rostratus (copperband butterflyfish), 1419 nucleotides. RefSeq names its product CDGSH iron sulfur domain 2 (gene cisd2). Gene Ontology annotation, cellular component: mitochondrial outer membrane; intracellular membrane-bounded organelle. Gene Ontology annotation, biological process: autophagy of mitochondrion; regulation of autophagy. Gene Ontology annotation, molecular function: 2 iron, 2 sulfur cluster binding. Lineage: Eukaryota; Metazoa; Chordata; Actinopteri; Chaetodontiformes; Chaetodontidae. Bases 93 to 500 code for a protein of 135 amino acids. The transcript has 3 exons. The record is from RefSeq and is a predicted model, not a curated record.
CAAGCUGCGCCCAGAAAUGAACGCAAUGACAUGAACGAACGGCAGGAACUAUCCAAGUCAAACACAAAACCUGCUACAGUGAGCAAUACAAGAUGGUUUUAGAAAGUAUUUCAAGGAUAAUAAAAGUCCAGCUUCCAGCCUACCUCAAGAGGCUUCCGCUUCCGGAGACGAUCGGCGGAUUUGCAAGGUUAACAGUGUCUGAGUGGCUCCGGUUGCUGCCCCUCCUGGGUAUCCUGGCUUUGCUGGGUUAUCUGACCAUUCGCCCAUUCCUGCCCAAGAAGAAGAAGCAGAGAGACAGCCUGAUCAACCUGAAGAUCCAGAAGGAGAACCCAAAAGUGGUCAACGAGAUAGACAUCGAGGACCUGAACAGCGCAAAUGUGUGUUACUGUCGCUGCUGGCGCUCCAAAACUUUUCCCGUUUGUGACAAGUCACACUUAAAGCACAACGAGCUAACUGGAGACAACGUGGGACCGCUCAUACUCAAAAAGAAGAUACUGUAAUCGACCACUGAUGGGCGUUUUCCUUUCACCUCUCCAGCCUCUAGUUUUCAUUUGUUAACAGUUUGUAGUUUCUCUGUUCCUUUUUUUUUUGUACAAGAAUCUUGGUGUCAUGUUAAUAUUGGCCAGAGUCUUUGUUUGAAGUGGUCACAACAAAGUCUGAUUGUUUGUUUGAAAACUGUAUUUUAGGUUGUGUAGUUGAGCAGGUUUUGCUUGUUGCGUUUUUUAUGGCCCAUUAUUCAAUGCUCAUGUUUGUUGGUUAACGGGAAAGCCUUUUUAUAUGACUGUAAAUUCAAAUUGAGUCAUGUCUCAGUCGUUUUCAAAUCAGUUACAGUUCAUCAUUGGGACCACUUUGGGGAAAACUUGAAACAUAACUGCAGUGACUUUAUGAUGACUUUCAGUAAUCUGAACCCAUCAGGGAAAAAGUUUUUUCCCUCUUUAAUUACUCUUUACUAGUCCAACCUAAUAAACACUUUGUACAGUAUGUCUUCAUCUUGGACAGUUCUUUGAUAUGAUUGAACAGUCAGCCUUUGUUUGCCUUCUGUCUCCUGUUUCAGAUUGUCUGUGUGCCAAAUGUGACCAUAUCCAGACUUUCAGGAUGUGAAAUAUUCUCUUUUAAGUUAUUGUGUGUAUGGGAGGCUGCUACUACUUCUUCUUCAGAUGUGUUGUGUUCAUAGCCGUUAAACAUUUGGGUUUUACACUUUGUAUCCAACUCUGUUGCCUACAAACAUUUCAGACCGCUGCACCGUUGAGUCAUACCCAGUCAUGUACACUUUAACCUCGCUGCAUAGCGUUUUUGUUCUGUACCGUUUUUCUGGCCUCUGUAGUGUCAUAAUGGCUUCAUGUAGUUGACUUCCUGCUGGAGUAUCUUCUUUUUAAUUCAUCUGCAACAUUUAAUACAUAAAUGGCCUUUUUCAUCAGA